Meloidogyne enterolobii is the source of this 274-nucleotide messenger RNA. The record is from the annotation of a GenBank genome assembly. Lineage: Eukaryota; Metazoa; Nematoda; Chromadorea; Rhabditida; Meloidogynidae.
UAAAGUAGAAUGUGUAUCAAAAAUAUUCAAUCAGCUAAAUGAUCUAGAAAGAGAAGAAAUUGGUUAUUUUCGGCAGGGUAUUGUUAUUUGUAUGGCAAUUGAAGAUUAUGAUAUUAAUGAGGAUAAGAGUAAAGGAAAAAAGAGAAAAUUAAAUGAAAAGAACUUUAAAGAAUUUAAAUUGUUAAUGAAAAUAUUUCCUAUAUUUAAUGAAGAAAAAUAUGAAUUUGAUUUUGAUGAAAAUACUGGAAAUAUUAUUGAAAAACACCUUAAUUAA